UCUUAUUAAAGAGAAAGCAAAAACAAAACACAAACGAAGAUAAGGAAAUUUUUGAAGAGAGAGAAAAGACUUUCCUGGAAAGUUUAGUGUUCCCACAAGAAAGUCUGAAUAUUUCAAUCAGAGUUAAGGCAGCUCUCGAGCUAUCUUCAAAGCUUUUUGAAUGCUGUCUGAGAGUUAGGGUUUAAAGCUUAUCUGUGAUUGUCGUGGAGAUGGGAGAGUUUGAGGUAGAUAGAGAAGAGAAGUUGAUUACUGCCGCAAACUAUCUCGUUCAUGAACUUAGAUCUGGCAAGAGCCUCACUAGAAACGCUAAGAAGGCUUUAGAGAGUCUCUUAUCAGAGCUGUCUCGUGUGGUGGUGGUAAACUCUGAGGAUGAUAGAUACGAGGAAGAUGAGAUUAAGACACGACUCAACGCUGUCUGCGAGAAGAUCAUGACUCGCGAGGUGGACGAAACCAUGAUCUGGGACUUAGGCUCAGAAGCAGGGAACGAGUUUCUAGACGCUGUGAACGAGCUGAGAGUGUUGAUAGACGGAGGAACAACAGAGGAGGUCUCUCUGAGAAAAGCUCACGACGUUCUCCAAACGGCAAUGGCGAGGCUUGAAGACGAGUUCAAGCAUCUUCUCUCGGAGAACAAGUUACCAUUCGAGCUCGAACACGCUUCCUUUAGGUCCGAUCUUGUCCUGGAAGAAGGCUCUUUCGGCGCUGCGUCCACUGAGGAUCUGAUCAUAGGAAGCAGUAGAAGAAACUCAGAGGAGAUUGUAAUCGAUUUGGUUCGACCUGAGGUUAUAUCAGAUCUCAAGAACAUUGCCACCACCAUGAUUGCUUCGGGGUACGACCGGGAGUGUCUCCAGGUGUGUACAACGGUUAGAAAAGAGGCUCUUGACGAGUUUCUCUACCACCACGAGGUCGAGAAGCUGAGCAUUGAAGAUGUUCUGAAGAUGGAUUGGGCUACGUUGAAUACAAACAUCAAGAAAUGGGUUCGCGUGAUGAGAAGCAUCGUGCAGAUGUACUUAGUUAGCGAGAAGUCUCUGAACGAUCAGAUCUUCGGGGAGGAGGAGGAGGAGUCUGUGACGUGUUUUGUCGAUACGGUGAAGGCUCCUGUGAUGCAGCUGCUUAACUUCGGUGAAGCUGUCUCUCUCGGUCCGCGGCAGCCCGAGAAACUCCUCAGGAUCCUCGAAAUGUACGAGCUGGCGUCCGAGCUAUUACCAGAGAUUGAUGUACUCUUCUCUGAUAAUCAGCUCGGCUCCUCCUUGAGAGGGGAGUACAGAGAAGUGAUGAGGAGGCUCGGGGAAUGCGCGAGAGCGACGUUUCUCGAGUUCAAAAGCGCUAUUGCCUCUGAUGUUUCCUCUCAUCCUUUCCCUGGAGGAGCGGUCCACCCGCUUACUAACUACGUCAUGAACUACCUCAUGGCGUUGACGGACUUCAGCCAGACUCUUGACUCGCUUCUCAUGGAGCAUGAUGAUGUGGAAUAUCUCUCAAUACCUCCGUCGCCGGAUGUUAUCAAUCCGGCGAUGGUGGUUGAAGAAGAGUCUGCUUACGAGAACUCUUCUUCGCCGGAGAAGUUUUUAGCGAUGACUAAGCAUUUCUACUCUAUUACAUCGGUUCUUGAAGCUAACCUUGAAGAGAAAGCGAAGCUGUACAGAGACGUCUCUCUGAGGCACAUCUUUCUACUCAACAACAUACAUUACAUGACAAGGAAAGUGCUUAAGUCCGAGCUGAAGCAUAUCUUUGGCGACAAGUGGAACAGAAAACAUACGUGGAAGUUUCAGCAGCAAGCGACGGAGUACGAACGCUCCACCUGGCUCCCUGUCCUGUCUUUCCUCAAGGAUGAUGGAGGUUCAGGUUCUGGAUCAGGUUCAGGUUCAGGUUCAAGAAGCUUGCGGCCUAGGGAGAGGUUUCAAGGAUUCAACACUGCGUUUGAGGAAGUGUACAAGGCGCAGACCGGGUGGCUGAUCUCUGACGAGAGGCUGAGAGAAGAUGUGAGGACGAAGGCGUCCAUGUGGGUGAUUCAAGCGUACUGGACGUUUUACAGUAGACACAAGAACAGUGUGAGUGAGAGGUAUAUCAAGUACAGUACUGAUGAUCUUGAGAAGCUUUUGUUGGAUCUCUUCGCUGGUUCUUCUAAAUCCUUGAACAAUUCUUACAGAAGAUGAGUGAUUAAACUUUAUGUUAUUGGUAUACACAUGUUUGUAUUGAAUUUAUUUGACCUUGUAAUAUUUAUAUUCAUCAUUUCAUGAAUAUGUUUUAGUGAAAUAAAGGUCGACUUUUAAUA
Molecule: messenger RNA, 2269 nt
Organism: Brassica oleracea var. oleracea
Lineage: Eukaryota; Viridiplantae; Streptophyta; Magnoliopsida; Brassicales; Brassicaceae
Product: exocyst complex component EXO70B1-like
Exons: 2
Coding region: 210-2150 (646 amino acids)
Biological process (GO): exocytosis
Cellular component (GO): exocyst
Molecular function (GO): phosphatidylinositol-4,5-bisphosphate binding
Source: RefSeq, a predicted model, not a curated record